CUUGGAACAACUAUUCGGUACAUGCCGGUAUGGUCUUGGGAAGAGAUCGAUGCAUGCAGGAUUAAGCUUUUCCGUAAUCUUACUCGAGAAUAUGUUCGGAAAUUAUACAAUGAAUGGGGUGGAAUUCCUCGGUUUAUCUUGUUUUAUGCUCUCAAUGAUGCUCAGCAAGAUCUUCUUCAAAAGGCAAUUAAUUCGGUUGACAAUAAUCUGUUAAAUUUUGUUGGUGAGACUGCAGAUGAUAACAGUGCCAGUCAUAAAAUCGUCCAUAUCUGCACGAACAUACCAAAAGGAGAGGAUGAAGGAGAUGGAGAGGAAGGAGGUGAAGGUGUGGAAGAUGUGGAAAUAACGGAAGUAGAAGAUAACUCUGGAGAGCCCUCUACGUCAAAAUCUUCCGCAGUAACUAGACCAGAUAAAAUGAAAAGUGUUAUAGGGAAGGGAAAACCUUUCUAUUCAAUGUCAACUUUAGAGUUUGCGUCCGAUCAUGUUUCUGAAGAGAUAAUGGAUAAACUCAUAAAGAAUUAUAGAGACCAGUUGGAGAAUUUCGUGAAGGCUAGCUCAUCGAUAAGCGAUUACAGUACACUCCGGGGUGCUAUAUUCGAGCGGAUCGCUCACAGAAAGUUAUUAAAAGGAGGAUCGUUUAGGAGCCCGAAAAGUGUGCUUAGAAAG
Messenger RNA from Paraglomus occultum, 666 nucleotides. The record is from the annotation of a GenBank genome assembly. NCBI's taxonomy places the organism in Eukaryota, Fungi, Glomeromycota, Glomeromycetes, Paraglomerales, Paraglomeraceae.